AUGGAGGACCAGUUUGGCGGCCGCACCGACGACGAUUUGUUCUUCGACGAAGAUUUCGAGCCAGUCGACGGUGUAGCUACCAUUGUACACGACGAUGUGCCCGUCCGAAUUGACUCACGCUAUAUCACAUAUCCAAGCUCAGUGCCUCAUCCUGCGGAUAUCGAGGCUGCGCUUGCCCCUCUGGCUGCUGCUGAAGCCGCCGCUGCAGCAGCAGCAGCAAAUAAAAGAAAGGCACGUAGAAGACGCAAGUCAAAGUCCCCCAAGCAGCCCGUACCGCCACGAGGAGGUCUCGCACAAUCUAGAUUCGCAGAGAGGCCAGCAGCGAAUCCGCCGAAUCAACAGCAGCGACAUCGCGAGCCACAUCUACCCGACCCAUCCUUGUCGACCGCGAGCCGAGACCAGAUAAAUGGCGAAGGUAGCUCCAGUAGUGCCACUGCGAAAGCUCCGGCCCCUCGCGACCGGCAGAACAAUGGAAGGAAUCAGGGAAAGCCUUCCGAUAACUCUAUUGAUGCGCGGGCGCAGUCCGGCGCGAACCCUCGCCAGAAGUUGACAGAAGAAGAAAUGACUGCCAAGAUGGAGAAAAUGAAACUACUGUCAGCAGAGAAGACGCGCAAGUUCGAGAAAGCCGAAAAAGACGAAAAACAACAUGCAGAAGCCUAUGCGCGCGGAAUGGAAGAAGCGCGACGCCAGCGUGCCGAGGCGGAAGAGAAGCGGCGACAAAAUGAAGAGCAGCGCCGCCGCCUGGAAGAGGAGCGUACAAAGAACCGAGAACGUAAACUCAAAGCCAUAAAUAUGAAGCAGGACGGGUGGGACCAAGGCAAGGAGGUCACGGUUGAGGAAGAUUCGCGGCGACCGGCGCGUGCAGUUAAAGCCUCUCACGGGUCAGGCUUGCGCGGGAGCCGUUUCGCUCCGGACUCGAGCGAAGGCGACAAGACAGUCACCCCGAAUCGGACAGAUGACGAAAGGCCGUUUGAUGAACGAUCUCGUCGCGGUGGACGAGGCAGAGGCAGCCGAGGUGAGGGACGAGGCGGACGGGGCGGACGGGGCGGACGAGGUGGACGAGGAGGCCGUGGCGGAGCCGCUGGCAACGGCCGAAGCCCGCCGGUAGCUCUCGUGCCGAAAGCUGAGGACUUUCCGUCGCUACCACCUCAAACAGACGCUCAAAAAGGUCCUGCGGAGGGCGAUGAAUCGAAACCUGCCACCCUGGCGCCGUUGCCUAGAUUCGCACCGGCUAUCGGAAAAUGGGAAGAUGACAUGGAGUUUCUGGACGAGACGAAUAGCGCCGCCGCUGCACACAACUAA
Molecule: messenger RNA, 1302 nt
Organism: Beauveria bassiana ARSEF 2860
Lineage: Eukaryota; Fungi; Ascomycota; Sordariomycetes; Hypocreales; Cordycipitaceae
Exons: 1
Coding region: 1-1302 (433 amino acids)
Source: RefSeq, a predicted model, not a curated record